Molecule: messenger RNA, 4238 nt
Organism: Zalophus californianus (California sea lion)
Lineage: Eukaryota; Metazoa; Chordata; Mammalia; Carnivora; Otariidae
Gene: CDHR1
Product: cadherin related family member 1
Exons: 17
Coding region: 19-2649 (876 amino acids)
Biological process (GO): cell morphogenesis; cell-cell junction assembly; calcium-dependent cell-cell adhesion
Cellular component (GO): catenin complex; plasma membrane; adherens junction
Molecular function (GO): cadherin binding; calcium ion binding
Source: RefSeq, a predicted model, not a curated record
CUCUCCGCCCGCGGAGACAUGAGGCGCGGCCCAGGGGCCGCCCUGGCCCUGGGGCUGCUGCGCCUCUGCCUGGGUAUGAAGCUGUCCCACCCUGUGUCCGUGCUUCUGCCUGUUCUCUUCCUAGCCCAGGCCAAUUUCGCCCCGCACUUCUUCGACAACGGGGUGGGCAGCACCAACGGAAACAUGGCCCUGUUCAGCCUCCCGGAGGACACCCCUGUAGGUUCUCAUGUAUAUACUCUAAAUGGGACAGACCCCGAGGGAGACCCUGUCUCCUACCACAUCAGCUUUGACCCCAGCACUAGAAGUGUCUUUUCUGUUGACCCCAAUUUCGGAAACAUCACCUUGGUUGAAGAGCUGGACAGAGAGAGGGAGGAUGAGAUCGAAGCCAUCAUCAGCAUUUCGGAUGGCGUGAAUCUGGUGGCAGAAAAAGUCACGAUCCUGGUGACGGAUGCCAAUGAUGAGGCCCCCAGUUUCAUCCAGGAGCCCUACGUGGCCCAGGUUCCCGAGGACAUACCUGCUGGGAGCAGCAUCAUUAAGGUGCAUGCAGUGGACAAGGACGCAGGCUCUGGAGGGGCUGUCACCUACUUCUUGCAGAAUGUGCAAGCCACCAGAUUUGCCCUGGACCGCCACAGUGGCGUGCUGCGCCUCCGGGCAGGGGCCACGCUGGACUACGAGAAGGCCCGGGCCCAUUUUGUCACCGUGGUUGCCAAGGAUGGCGGAGGGAGGCUGCGAGGGGCUGACGUGGUAUUCUCCACCACCACCACGGUCACAGUCAACGUGGAGGACGUACAGGACAUGGCCCCUAUCUUCUUGGGCAUACCCUACUAUGGCUAUGUAUAUGAGGACACCCUUCCGGGCUCGGAGGUACUGAUGGUGGUUGCCAUGGAUGGAGAUCGAGGCAAACCCAACCAGAUUCUCUACAGCCUCUUGAAUGGGAGUGAUGGAGACUUCGAAAUUAAUGAGACGUCUGGAGUCAUCUCUGUCAUGCAGAGCCCUGCCCAGCUCAGGAGAGAGGUGUAUGAGCUGCAUGUACAGGUGACUGAGGUCAGCUCUUCAGGGAUCCCAGCUGCCCAGGCCAUGGUCCCAGUCACCAUCAGGAUCGUGGACCUCAACAACCAUCCGCCUACAUUCUAUGGAGAGAGUGGACCCCAGAACAGAUUUGAGCUGUCCAUGUAUGAGCACCCACCUCAGGGAGAGAUCCUGCAGGGCCUUAAGAUCACCGUCAACGACUCAGACCAGGGAGCCAAUGCCAAAUUCAACCUGCGGCUGGUGGGACCUGGGGGCAUCUUCCGAGUGGUCCCACUGACAGUCCUGAAUGAAGCCCAAGUCACCAUCAUUGUGGAGAACUCAGCUGCCAUUGACUUUGAAAAGUUCAAAGUGCUAACCUUUAAGCUACUGGCCAUUGAAGUGAACACUCCAGAGAAGUUCAGCUCCACAGCAGAUGUUGUGAUCCAGCUCCUGGACACCAACGACAAUGUCCCCAAGUUUACCUCCCACUACUACAUUGCCAGGAUCCCUGAGAAUGCGCCAGGGGGCUCCAACGUGGUGGCUGUCACAGCCGUAGAUCCAGACACAGGUCCAUGGGGCGAAGUCAAAUACUCCAUCUAUGGGUCCGGGGCAGACCCCUUCCUGAUCCACCCAUCCACCGGGAUCAUCUACACCCAGCCCUGGGCCAGCCUGGACGCUGAGGCCACGGCCAGGUACAACUUCUACGUGAAGGCAGAGGACAUGGAGGGCAAAUACAGCCUGGCUGAGGUGUUCGUCACUCUCCUGGAUGUCAAUGACCACUACCCUCAGUUUGGAAAGAGUAUCCAGGAGAAGACAAUGGUGCUGGGGACCCCAGUGAAAAUUGAGGCCACGGACCAGGACGCAGAGGAGCCCAACAACCUGGUGGACUAUUCCAUCACCCACGCAGAGCCAGCCAACGUGUUCGACAUCGAUGCGCACACGGGGGAGAUCCGGCUUAAGAACUCCAUCCGCUCCCUCGAUGCCCUGCACAACAUUACGCCUGGCGGGGACUUCACGUGGUCCCUAGAAGUGCAGGCCAAGGACCGUGGCUCCCCAUCCUUCAGCACCACGGCCUUACUCAAGAUUGACAUCACAGACACUGAGAUGCUGUCCCGAAGCCCCAUGGCCACCUUCCUGAUGCAGACUAAAGACAACCCCAUGAAGGCUGUGGGUGUCCUGGCUGGCAUCAUGGCCAUCAUUGUGGCCAUAACCGUCUUCAUCUCCACCGCCACCUUCUGGCGUAAUAAGAAGUCCAACAAGGUCCUGCCUGUGCGGCGAGUGCUCCGCAAGCGGCCCAGCCCUGCUCCCCGUGCCGUCCGCAUCGAAUGGCUCAAGUUCAGAAGGACCAAGGCUGCCGCCAAGUUUGUGCUCAGAGAGGAUCCUUCCAAUGAGAACUGCAACAACAACAGCCUAGGAAGCACACUGCCCCCCAAAGCCCCAGCUCCCCCUCCACCACCCACAGUGGCACCCAAGAUGGGCACAGCCCCCUGGACUGUGCCUACAGUCUCUGGCUCACUCACCCCUCAGCAACCCCAACAGUCACCAAAACCCAAGGUGGGAAGCCCCAUCCAAUCAGCUCUGGUCUCUGAGCUCAGGCAGAAGUUUGAGAAGAAGGGUGUAGGUAAUAAGGCUUACUUUUAGCAUGUGUCCUGUGGACCCUCAUUUCCCCAGCCCAAUUGUCCUACUACUUGGACCAUGCUCCCCACCACCUGCUCCUUAGGGUCACCUCUGUUUUGUACCAUGAUGUAAGCCCCAUAUCCACGGUUCUGGACAUGCCUUAGAUGAGGGAUUUCUCUAUUUAUGGGCUGCAACUUGCAAAUACUUCCUCAUCACCCAGAUUAUUGGCACAGUUAUGAUGCUCCCCAUUCCCCAGAGGCUGGGAAUCAACAAAGAGCCAGCUCUGGGUGUCUUCUACUCACCAACCUCAGACCUCGCCGAGUCCCUCAGGUCCUCCUGCAGCCUCAGCAUCCUCAGUGGAGGAUCAGGGCCCUGGCUGCAUGUGGCAAGGCCAACCAGAACCUGGAUCCUGAAGGCUCCCAUUAAGAGCAGGAACAGGAAAAGGAGGUUCAGCCCUGGCUAAGGUUGUGGUCAGUGACCCUUGCAGGCUGUAGAAGAGCAAAUGCAUCAGGGCCGGGCAGUGAUGCCCUGAAAACUCACGCCAACUGUGGGGCUGUUCCUCAAAGCCAUUGGAAAGAUGGAGGAUGGUGUCUGGGCAGAGACCAUGGGCCCCUGCUAUAUCCGCACGGGACCAGGGGCACAGAGGUAUGAAAUGGCCCCAGCCAGGGCUGUCCCAGGCGGGCCCAGAAAUGUCCAAGCUGGAGCCAUGCAGGAGUCCUAGAGACAUCCCGAAGAGCCACAAGCCCCACCCUAAGGUGCUGCCCCGUCAGGAGUCCUUGAGGAGACAGUGCAGGGCUGAAUUUUGGAGAGAUCUGUUUUUAUCCUGCUUACGUGGUAUAACCUUGGGAAAGCCGUUUAAAUUCCCUGAUCACUCACUUCCUCAUCUGUGAAAAUGAAGUCGGUUCUCACUGCCUCACUCACAGGUCCAAGGUGAAGAUUGAAAUAAGUAUGUGGCAACAAGGGCUUUAACCAAGGGCAAAGCAGCACAAAUGCAGAGUAUUUUUCUGCAGGCCAAUCCUCUGGGGUGAAACUCUUCCAGAAAGUAUUAGGAGCCUUUCAGGCUAUUCUGCCAAGCACCCCCAGGAGGGCCUGUGCUGGGUUUGAGUGCCACCCCGAUCUGUGGCAGCCAGAGCUGGAUGAUGUCAUUGCCCUUGACUGAGGCUCCUCCCAUCCUGUUCUCACCUACCACAUGCUCCACGCAGCCCUGGCCAGCCACCAUCAGAGAGGACCAGAGCUGGGCAGCACAUCCAGCCGAAGUCUCUGUUUUGCCAAGAUGACAAACGGGUUUCCAAAGGAGGAGUAACUCCUAGAGGCGACACAGCAGGUUGGUAGCAGAGACCUGGUCUGAGGGCUCCUGACUUCUCGACGCUUGCCCCUGGCCAAGCACACCUCAUCAGCUUGUGACAACCUGCCCCAGGAGACAACACACACAGGCCUCUAUGUUUAGUGCAAAGAAGUUCUGCCCGACUUUCAGGAAAAAUGCUUUAUGAGGAAUCUAGACGUGUACAGGGAGAGGGUUCUUCGCAUCUUGCUCCCCUAGUAAUCGCUCUAGAGUAUCAUCAGUGAUUUUAUUUAAACCAAUUAGAUGCACAUGUGGUUUUCUUGAUUUCUGA